This is a messenger RNA of Arachis ipaensis, 4974 nucleotides long. The record is from RefSeq and is a predicted model, not a curated record. NCBI's taxonomy places the organism in Eukaryota, Viridiplantae, Streptophyta, Magnoliopsida, Fabales, Fabaceae.
AGAGCGACGUCGUUUGAAGGUUGUCGUACGGAACACGCCCCCAAAGUUGACUCUUCAAACAUCGAAAAUUUCAGUCAACACCAUAAAAAAGAAGAAGAAGAAAAAGAGGGGGAAAAAGAAAAGGAAGAAGAAAAUAGUAGCACUGUGCAGUAAAUGAUUCUUUGUGUAAGUGUGUUCAGAACACAACUCGAACACGAAUAAGAAUAAGAAAGAAGAGAGAAGAAAGAAUUGAAGAGUGUGAAAAAAAAAAUCUAAUUGUAAUGGCGGAGAGUGGGGGUCGUAGUGGUAGUGCCAGUGUGUGGGAGGGUGUAUUGGAGCUUACCAAGUGGGCGCAGCAUCACAACACGGACCCACUAUUAUGGUCCAUUCAGCUCACCUCCGCCCUCAACGCCGCCUCCGUCCGCCUCCCCUCGCCGGAGCUAGCCUACCGUCUCGUUUCCCACAUCUGCUGGGAAAAUCACGUGCCUAUCACGUGGAAGCUUCUAGAAAAAUCUAUUUCCGUUAAUAUCGCUCCUCCGCUACUCGUCCUCUCUCUCCUCUCCUCCGCGGUCAUCCCCUGCCGCCGCCUCCACCCCUCCGCCUUCCGCCUCUACCUCGACCUCCUCAACCGCCACGCCUUCUCUUCUCUCUCCUCCACAAUAACUUCCCCUAACUACCGUACCGUUAUGGAUUCCGUUGACGCUGUUCUUCAGUUGUCGAAGGUGUACGGUACUUGCAGCGAAUCUGAGGAUGGCGGCGCUGGCGGUGUUGUUAUUGUUAGGUUCGUUUUUACGGUUGUGUGGCAGUUGGUGGAGGCGUCGUUGGAAGAUGAAGGGUUGCUUGAGCACAAGCCUAGGUGGUGGAUGAAUAAUAAUGGAGGUUUGGGUGGUGACGGUGGUGGUGAUGGCGGGAGCUACUUUUCCGAGCAGAAAGAGGGUUUGCAGCGGGCGAAUACGGCAAUGGCUAUUGAGACAAUUGCGAGGUUCAUGAGUGACAAAGUAACUUCGAGAAUACUUUCGCUGGUUCAUCGAAACAUGCCAAAUCAUUGGGUGGCUUUUGUUCAACAACUACAGAGGCUUGCAGCAAAUUCAUUAGUUUUGAGGAACAUGAAGCAUGUUACUCCUGACUCCCUUUUACCUUUUGAUUUGAAAUCUAAUAAAGGGUUUAAACUAUUGUCUCCUGAAUUCAAAACAACACGUAAAUUGGAACUUAAUGCAGUCAUGGCAGCUGCUGCUGGAUCUGUUCAAUCCUGUAAUGACACUUGGUCUUUGCUUUGGCUUCCUAUUGAUCUUGUUCUUGAAGAUGCAAUGGAUGGAGAUAAUGUGGCAGAGACUAGUGUUGUUCAAGUUCUUUCUGGUCUGGUGAAGGCUUUAAAAGCAGUUAAUGGCACUGCAUGGCACAAGGCUUUUUUAGGAUUAUGGAUUGCAGCACUACGACUUGUUCAAAGAGAGCGGGAUCCAAGUGAGGGUCCAGUACCCCGCCUUGAUACUUGCUUGUGUAUGCUAUUAUGCAUUACAACCCUUGUGGUUGCUAAUAUCAUCGAAGAAGAGGAAGGUGAACUGAUGGAAGAAGCUGUACGUAGCCCUACUAAUCAAAGUAAGGACAACCAGGCUUUGGGUUUUUUUGGAAGACCAAAUAUAUCAUAUGACCCCAUCUUAGACAUGCCUGAGCCAAAUCAUUGGGUGGCUUUUGUUCAACAACUACAGAGGCUUGCAGCAAAUUCAUUAGUUUUGAGGAACAUGAAGCAUGUUACUCCUGACUCCCUUUUACCUUUUGAUUUGAAAUCUAAUAAAGGGUUUAAACUAUUGUCUCCUGAAUUCAAAACAACACGUAAAUUGGAACUUAAUGCAGUCAUGGCAGCUGCUGCUGGAUCUGUUCAAUCCUGUAAUGACACUUGGUCUUUGCUUUGGCUUCCUAUUGAUCUUGUUCUUGAAGAUGCAAUGGAUGGAGAUAAUGUGGCAGAGACUAGUGUUGUUCAAGUUCUUUCUGGUCUGGUGAAGGCUUUAAAAGCAGUUAAUGGCACUGCAUGGCACAAGGCUUUUUUAGGAUUAUGGAUUGCAGCACUACGACUUGUUCAAAGAGAGCGGGAUCCAAGUGAGGGUCCAGUACCCCGCCUUGAUACUUGCUUGUGUAUGCAGGGUUUACUGAAUCCUCCUCAAUCUGUUACCUCGGUAGCCAAUCAGGCUGCUGCCAAAGCUGCUAUGUUUGUAUCAGGGCAUGCUGUUGGUAAUGGAUACUUGGAAUCCAUGAACGUGAAUGAGUUGCCUACAAACUACUCUGGUAACUUGUGGCAUCUGAUUGUCGAGGCCUGUAUUGCAAGAAAACUGAUUGAUACUACAGCUUAUUUUUGGCCCGGUUAUGUGAGUGCGGCUUACAAUCAACUACCUCACAGCAUUCCUAACCAUUUACCUAGCUGGUCAUCAUUGGUGAAGGGAUCACCACUAACUCCUCAGUUGGUUAAUGUCCUAGUGGCAACUCCUGCUUCCAGCUUAGCGGAGAUUGAGAAAAUAUUUGAGCUUGCAAGAAAUGGCUCGGAUGAAGAGAAGUUAUCUGCUGUUACUGUUCUUUGUGGGGCAUCACUAGUACGUGGUUGGAAUGUGCAGGAGCACAUCAUAUUUUUCAUCAUAAACUUGCUGUCACUUGCAGUUCCUCCCAACUACUCUGGAAGUGAAAGCCAUUUGAUCAGCCAUGCACCAUUUUUGAAUGUCCUCCUGGUAGGAACUUCAUCCGUAGACAGUGUUCAGAUGUUCUCCCUCCAUGGUGCGGUUCCUCUACUUGCAGCUGCGCUAAUGCCAAUAUGUGAGGUUUUUGGCUCAUGUGUUCCUAAUGUGUCCUGGAGUUCUGCAAGUGGAGAAAAGAACUCUUGUCAUGCAGUGUUCUCUAAUGCAUUUAUUCUACUACUAAGGUUGUGGAGGUUCAAUCAUCCACCUAUUGAACAUGUAAUGGCGGGUGCAGCAUCUCCAGCAUUUGGAUCGAAGUUAGGUCCUGAGUACCUUCUAUUGGUUCGGAAUUGUGGCUUAGCUGAGUUUGGGAAAUCACCAAAAGAUCAGAUAAGCAGCAGGAGAUUUUCAAAAAUGAUUAGUCUUUCUCUAGAGCCCAUAGUUAUGGAUUCGUUUCCAAAAUUAAAAACUUGGUAUCGACAACAUCAAGAAUGUAUCGCAUCAACCCGAUCUGCUCUUGCUCCUGGAGGGCCUGUUUAUCAGAUUGCUGAUUCACUACUGAGCAUAAUGUUCAGGAAAAUAAAUAGAAGUGGUCAGUCGUUGACUCCUUCAACUUCAGGAAGCAGUAAUUCAUCUAGUUCUUCACUGGAUGAUGCUUUGAUGAAACUCAAGGUGCCGGCAUGGGAUAUUCUUGAAGCAGUUCCGUUCGUUCUUGAUGCUGCUCUUACAGCUUGUGCUCAUGGAAGAGUUUCUCCCCGUGAAUUGGCUACAGGUCUCAAAGAUCUUGCUGAUUUUCUUCCGGCAACUUUGGCUACAACUGUAAGCUACUUAUCAGCUGAAGUUACACGUGGUCUAUGGAAGCCGGCUUUUAUGAAUGGAACUGAUUGGCCUAGCCCUGCAGCAAAUUUAUCAACCGUGGACCAACAGAUCAAGAAAAUUUUAGCGGCCACAGGUGUUGAUGUCCCAAGCCUUGCUAUAGAUGGCAGUGUUCCAGCUACACUUCCUUUGCCCUUGGCAGCUUUUCUAAGCCUUACCAUAACAUAUAAACUGGACAAAAAUACUGAGCGCAUCCUUGUGUUGAUUGGCCCGUCGUUGAUUGCCCUUUCUGCUGGUUGCCCCUGGCCAUGCAUGCCCAUUGUAGGUUCUUUGUGGGCUCAGAAGGUAAAGCGAUGGAGUGACUUUUUUGUUUUCUCUGCUUCUAGAACCGUCUUCCACCACAGUAGGGAUGCUGUAGUUCAGCUCCUAAAGAGUUGCUUUGCAUCCACCCUAGGGCUUGAUUCUGCCUGUCUUUAUAAGAAUGGUGGUGUUGGUGCCCUCCUUGGUCAUGGCUUUGGUUCUCACAUUUAUGGCGGGAUGUCCCCAGUUGCCCCUGGGAUUCUCUACUUAAGAGUUCACAGGUCUAUUAGAGACGUCAUAUUCUUGACAGAAGAGAUUUUAUCUCUUCUAAUGCUUUCGGUGAGAGAGAUAGUAACUGGCGAGUUGCUGAAGGGUAAACAGGAGAAGAUAAAGAAGACCAAGCAUGGAAUGAGAUAUGGACAUGUUUCUCUUGCUGCAUCAAUGACACGUGUCAAGCAUGCCGCACUUCUGGGGGCUUCCUUUCUUUGGAUAUCUGGUGGUUCAGGUUUGGUUCAAUCUUUGUUAACCGAAACAUUCCCUUCCUGGUUUUUAUCAACUCAAGAUUUUGAGCAGGAAGUUGGAGAGUCUGGAGUAAAGGUUGCCAUGCUGAGAGGCUAUGCACUGGCAUGUUUUGCUGUGCUAAGUGGGAUGUUUGCUUGGGGUAUAGACUCUUCGUCGCCCACAUCGAGACGGCGACCAAAGAUUCUUGGGAUCCAUUUAGAUUUUCUUGCCAACGCCAUGAACAGUAAAGUAUCACUGCGCUGUGAUUAUGCGACCUGGCGUGCUUAUAUGACCGGGUUCAUAAGCUUGAUUGUAAAUUGCGCGCCUCUGUGGAUCGAGGAACUUGAUGUGGGUGUGUUGAAGAGAGUGAGCAAGGGAUUAAGACAGUUCGACGAAGAAGAUUUGGCUCUGCGCCUUUUAGAAAUCAAAGGCACAAGGGCCAUGGGUGAGGUGGUUGAAAUAAUAUGCCAAAGUAGGUUCUAACUGGUGCUCACCGCUGCUGACCAAGACUUAUGAUUAUUUUUGCAGUUAGGGUAUGUUGAUAUAAUUCUUUCAGGAUUAUAGUAUUUGAUUUUACACUUGCUGCUACUUUGUACAUAGCCAUGUAAAUCUCAUAUAUAGUGCCCCUUGAAUUUGUACUGUUUUGUAUUUGCAUCUCUCAAUUAAACACGAAGUCACGAAUUAUUACAUUAUAUAUUGUUAGCAGAUUUUCUUGGUA